CUAAAAUGAAUAAAUACAUAUUUAACUCUUUGUGUGAACUAAUCUUUAAGUUUAUGGACUUGCGAGUUUUGGAGUCAGUUUGCGUAUGUCUCCAGUCGGGAAACGUUCUUACUAGUUAUACCGAAUGAAAACAAAAUAAAACUGCCAAUAGCAGCCCAGAUUUUGACGAGCAGUGUCAAAUACGACGAUUGUGAUUGGCUUAUAUUUUGAAUACUAUAGCGCCACCCCAACGUUAUAAAUAUCAGUGUGAGCGCGCGCCGGGCCUCUUUUCCACAGUAUUAUUACGAGAGGUUUUAUCGUGUUAUUUUAGUGAGCUAACUCUAAAUUCAGAAUGCCGGAAACCUCGAAAAUGAAUGGCUUUGCAAAAACAAAUGGCCACAGUUAUGAUAUGGAAGAUGGAUCAUUGUUUCUAUUUACUUCAGAAUCAGUGGGCGAGGGUCAUCCAGACAAGAUGUGUGAUCAAAUAAGUGAUGCAAUAUUAGAUGCUCAUUUAGCUCAAGACCCGGACGCAAAAGUAGCAUGUGAAACAGUCACAAAGACGGGCAUGGUACUGCUGUGUGGUGAAAUAACAUCAAAGGCUUUUGUUGACUAUCAAAAGGUUGUGAGAGAAACUGUUAAACAUAUCGGCUAUGAUGAUUCUUCCAAAGGGUUUGAUUACAAGACAUGCAGUGUGAUGCUGGCACUGGACCAGCAGUCACCAAACAUUGCUGCAGGGGUGCAUGAGAACAGAAAUGAUGAAGAAGUUGGGGCGGGUGAUCAGGGAUUAAUGUUUGGAUAUGCUACUGAUGAAACUGAAGAAUGUAUGCCCUUAACUGUGGUGCUGGCUCACAGACUUAACCAGAAAAUUGCUGAGCUCCGGCGAAAUGGAGAGUUUUGGUGGGCGCGACCUGACUCCAAGACACAAGUUACAUGCGAGUACAUAUUUGCUGGUGGUGCAACUGUUCCCCAAAGAGUUCAUACUGUUGUUGUUUCUCUGCAACAUUCGGAGAAGAUAAGCCUGGAAACUCUACGUGAAGAAAUAAAAGAUAAGGUGAUCAAUGAGGUGAUUCCAUCUCAGUACCUGGAUGAAAGAACUGUUAUACACAUCAAUCCGUGUGGCCUGUUCAUCAUUGGGGGACCUCAGUCUGAUGCUGGUCUUACCGGUCGCAAGAUAAUAGUGGACACAUAUGGCGGUUGGGGUGCCCAUGGCGGAGGUGCUUUCUCCGGCAAAGACUUUACUAAAGUGGACAGAUCUGCUGCUUACGCUGCCCGCUGGGUCGCCAAAUCUCUAGUUAAGGCCGGCCUUUGCAGGCGAUGCAUGGUUCAGGUCGCUUAUGCCAUCGGAGUAGCGAAGCCGCUGUCGAUCACAGUGUUUGACUAUGGCACCUCGCACAAGACACAGCAAGAGCUGCUCUCCAUCAUUCUUAAGAACUUUGACCUGAGACCGGGCAAGAUUGUCAAGGACCUGAACCUCAAGGCGCCGAUAUAUCAAAGAACCUCGACGUACGGCCACUUCGGUCGGGAGGGCUUCCCCUGGGAGACGCCGAAGCCCCUCAUCGUAGAUUGACUUGCGACGAAAUCCUAGAUUAUUGUAAAUAUUUCAGUAUAUUUGAACACUUGUGUGUUUCGUAGCGAGAGCGAACACUAACUUCUCUCUAUAGUUUAUUUGUAACGGAGCUAACGCUCGCACCUAUUCGAUAAGUAUUCGUUAGUAGUGUAGUAGGCGUAACGUCAUUUCUGAAUUUGAGUUAGUUCGGGGACGCUCGCAGUUCUACCAUUUGAGCUAAUUUUAAGCACCGCAGGCCGCGUUUAUGCUUGAAUUCAGUGUUAUUUUUCAAUUAUGUUAUUUAAGCCCUAAAAUGGUGAACUGCCAAUCUCGAAUUUGAGCUUUGUUAUUUUAAGCGCUACUAAUCGGUAACACCGGUUACUUCCUUGAGCGAGUCACAGCGCCUACUCCGGCCCGACUCUCCCAAUUACCUGAGCCAUAAGUGAUAUUAUAUUUAAAUUGACAUUUAAAAUUAAAGCAUUACAUACCCCCGUCUAUCGGCCGGAAGUGAUGGCGCUGCAAAACAGUAGUGCGCGCGAUGUGCCACAUUAUCACAGUUGUAUAUUAUUUCCCCGACUCUCGCGCACUGCGAUUUGUGUUGUGUUUCCGAAAAGGAUCGAAAAUGGAAAAGAGCCAUUUCGAAAGCACACCGACUCGUUCAGGGCAGUAGCGUCCCGUGCAUUUACGAUGCUGCCGAUAUUUAGAUGAAGUUAUUUGAAUUUUAUGAAAUUAGUGUAAUUAGAACUUUGAUCGUCGGUAGUCGGGUAGUGACUAAUGUAUUUUUCGAUCUGUUUCCCCCGUUAAAACUUUUGAUUAUUGUGGAAAUUUGUCACGUUUGUGAAUUUGAAAUAAAUUGUAUUCUUGACACGAUCGGGAAUUCGAAUA
Messenger RNA from Pieris napi, 2410 nucleotides. It is a transcript of the gene Sam-S, whose product is annotated as S-adenosylmethionine synthase. Lineage: Eukaryota; Metazoa; Arthropoda; Insecta; Lepidoptera; Pieridae. Gene Ontology annotation, molecular function: methionine adenosyltransferase activity; ATP binding. The transcript has 11 exons. Gene Ontology annotation, cellular component: cytosol. Bases 332 to 1546 code for a protein of 404 amino acids. The record is from RefSeq and is a predicted model, not a curated record. Gene Ontology annotation, biological process: S-adenosylmethionine biosynthetic process.